AUGUCGAAGGCACAUAAGUCAAGAAAGAAAAAGGGUGAUCCGGAAAUAGAUCCUAAAAGGAAGGCAUCUUUGGAAGCAAAAAUCAGGAAGCAAGUUGCUUGUGAGGAAAGAGCUUUCAGAAUUGUGGAAAAACUUCUGGAUAAUCCAAUAACGGAGGAGUAUUUAAUUGACUGUGCAAAAUUUAUCACUCCAUCACAUUAUGCAGACAUUACCAUUGAACGGUCGGUUGCCAAACAGUGUGGGUAUCCAGUAUGUGAGAAUGGUCUGAGUAACAUGCCAAAACAGAAAUAUCACAUCUCAACUCAUUCCAAUAAAAUAUAUGAUAUAUCGGAGAGGAAGUGUUUUUGUAGCAAUUUUUGCUACAAAGCAUCCAAGUACUUUGAGAACCAGGUGCCAUCGUCUCCAGUCUGGACCAGAGAAGGUGAAAUUCCUCCAGACAUUACGUUACUGUCCAAAGACAAGACGACAAAGAAGGAUUUUAAAAUUGAGGGCGCUGGUCAAGAAGUAGUACUAAUAUCCCCAAAAGUAAAAAAAGAGGAUAUUAAUCAAGUUACGGUCAAUCCUGAUGAUGUACCGGAAGUUCCCCUUGAUGAACUGGCUGAUGACUUAUCCCAGCUACUCAUCACGGAUGAGGAGCAUAUGUCACAGAUCAAAGAUAGAGCAGAUGAGGAAACAAGAUUUGAGAAUAAAUCAGAGAUGAAUGAAGUGGGGACUAGUUGUCAUGGUAAUCAAUCAAACGCUGGGGGAUUAUCUGCCAGUGAUAAAGUUCCUUCAGAAGAGACACAUGAAGAUUUGUGCAUGGAGCUGCAAAACAAACAGAGGUCGGUUGUGGAGAAAGAGGAUACCGCUGCUGAUGAGAGUCAGCAACAGAAAGUUGGAGUAGUGGAUAAUUUGGAGCAAAGAACAAAAGAUAGUGUAACUGUUAAACCAAAGACUAAGAAGAGGAAACCUAAGAAAUGUUUGGAUGUACCAAUAAACAAAAGUCUCCCAUUAGAAAUUGUUAGAAAGACGCUUUUUGAAUGGCGAACUGUGGAGGCAAUUCGGUUGGUGUUCGGUGAUGAGACUGCAAACAAGUUAGCUGCGACACAACAAGAGCUGGUGCAGACAUUGCAGCAGCAAAGUAGUCAACCAUCGGCAAAUACGGAGAUAGUAAACAAUUUGUCUGAUUCGUCUGUAAAUGCAGUAGCACAACAACAAACAGAACAGUUAGCGCAACAGUCAGUCAACAUGAGUGAGGAAGAUCGGGCCAAAAACAAAUCUGUUGCUGGGAUGCCAGGGGAAAAAGAUUAUGGUCAGCUGUUGCAGCAACAGAAGAGUAACAAACUUGUUGCUGGCGAGAAAAAAAUAUCUAGAGAAGAAGCGAUUUUUGAAGCCAAAGUUCAGAAAUUUUACAGAGGAACUGUUUUGAGCAAAAAAGAAGAUGUAAAGAGAGAAGAGAAGGUAUUGUGA
Molecule: messenger RNA, 1449 nt
Organism: Saccoglossus kowalevskii
Lineage: Eukaryota; Metazoa; Hemichordata; Enteropneusta; Harrimaniidae
Product: putative RNA polymerase II subunit B1 CTD phosphatase RPAP2
Cellular component (GO): cytoplasm; nucleus
Molecular function (GO): RNA polymerase core enzyme binding; RNA polymerase II CTD heptapeptide repeat phosphatase activity
Source: RefSeq, a predicted model, not a curated record